AUGGCAGGGUGCCCCUGGCCCUCUCUGGCCUUCACUCUCACCCCUGCCUGGCAGGUGAUGGAUCUUGGCCGCCAUGCCAACCGCCGCUUCUUCAACUGGUUUUAUUGGAGCAUCAACGUGGGUGCUGUGCUGUCGCUGCUGGUAGUGGCCUUUAUCCAACAGAACAUCAGCUUCCUGCUGGGCUACAGCAUCCCCGUGGGCUGCGUGGGCCUGGCCUUCUUUGUCUUCCUCUUUGCCACCCCCAUCUUCAUCACCAAGCCCCCCAUGGGCAGCCAAGUGUCCUCUAUGCUUAAACUUGCUCUCCAAAACUGCUGUCCCCGGCUGUGGUGCCGACACUCUGCCAGAGACCCUCAAGACGCCCAACUGCUGCCUGACCAGAGGUCUCCCCAGCCUGGCCCUUCCCCCCAAGAGGACAUCGCCAACUUUCGGGUGCUGGCCAAGAUCUUGCCCGUCAUGGUGACCCUGGUGCCCUACUGGAUGGUGUACUUCCAGAUGCAAUCCACGUAUGUCCUGCAAGGUCUUCACCUUCACAUCCCGAACAUUUUCCCAAGCUACCCUGGCAACAGCUCGGUGGCUCUGGGAGCCCAGGAGAGCAGCUACAAGAUCCCUGAAGCCUGGCUCCUCCUGGCCAAUGUUGUGGUGGUGCUGAUCCUGGUGCCAGUGAAGGACCACCUGCUCGACCCCUUGCUGCUGAGGUGCAAGCUGCUUCCCUCGGCCCUGCAGCAGAUGGCCGUGGGGAUGUUCUUUGGCUUUGCCUCCGUCAUCGUGGCAGGAUUCCUGGAGAUGAAGCGUUUAGAAUACAUCCAUCACAACCAGACGAUAUCCCAGCAGAUCGGGGAGAAUGUGUACUAUGCAGCACCACUGUCUAUCUGGUGGCAGAUCCCGCAGUACCUGCUCAUCGGGAUCAGUGAGAUUUUUGCCAGCAUCCCAGGCCUGGAGUUCGCAUACUCAGAGGCCCCGCGCUCUAUGCAGGGCGCCAUCAUGGGCAUCUUCUUCUUCCUGUCGGGGAUGGGCUCACUGUUGGGCUCCAGCUUGGUGGCACUGCUGUCACUGCCAAGGGGCUGGUUACACUGCCCCAAGGACCAUGGGAACAUCAACAACUGCCAAAUGGACCUGUACUUCUUCCUGCUGGCCGGCAUUCAGGCUGCCACGGCCCUCCUGUUCAUGUGGAUCGCUGGUCGCUAUGAGAGGGUGGCUCAGGGCCCAGCCUCCCAAAACUCUCCCAGCAGGGAUAGGGGCUGACACAUGCCCACCCCCGCUUCUUUCCACUGGAAAAGACAGCAACAGUCGCAGCUGGGGUUUCCUUCUCCAUUUAUUCUGUACCCAACAUUAGGAUGAAAUGAUUCCCAUAAAUAAGAGGCAUGAGCCUUUCCUCAUGAC
Messenger RNA from Miniopterus natalensis, 1380 nucleotides. Lineage: Eukaryota; Metazoa; Chordata; Mammalia; Chiroptera; Miniopteridae. The record is from RefSeq and is a predicted model, not a curated record.